Messenger RNA from Conger conger (European conger), 2419 nucleotides. RefSeq names its product phospholipid-transporting ATPase VA-like. Gene Ontology annotation, biological process: phospholipid translocation. The coding region runs from base 1037 to 1516 and encodes 159 amino acids. The transcript has a single exon. Gene Ontology annotation, molecular function: ATPase-coupled intramembrane lipid carrier activity. The record is from RefSeq and is a predicted model, not a curated record. Gene Ontology annotation, cellular component: plasma membrane. Lineage: Eukaryota; Metazoa; Chordata; Actinopteri; Anguilliformes; Congridae.
CCCUCCUCAUUACAACAGCUAGAGAUCUCUUUGAGCUGCUCAUGAGUAGAAUCAGUUGCUAAAUUAAAACCUACAGGAUGGUAGAUCUUCAGGAACAGGGCUGUGCAGCCCUGCUCUACCUAUUGAAUGAGGUGUGCUUUGUUAGGGUUAGAGUGAAAACCUACAGGACAGUACAUCUCAAAGAGUAGGGUUGGGCAGCCAUUCCAUAAAGGUUCAAUGAGAUCUGCACUACUUGGAAGCAUUUUGUCUCACUUACUAGCAACAAAAAUCCCUCUCCUUGCACCCACUCUCAUGCUUAAAAACAGGGUACACGCAUGUUCUGAACCAGUGGCUCUUUCGAACCUUGGGCCUGUUGUGUUGAGGCUUUUGGGCCCAGUCUGUAGUUGUGAGUUACCUUUCCCCCCUGGGUCACUCGGGACCCGCUUCAGCCAGUCACCUGCAAUACAAAGUGAUUACGUUCCCCUGGCAACCGCUGUCAAACAUUUUGUCUUUCUUUGUUUAUUUCUGAGCGUUUUCUGAUUUGAAUGGUAGAGUAACACACAUCAAAAGUUCCAAUGAUAAUUAAGACCUGAAAGUUAUGUUUUCUUCUAUUUAUUUUAAGAUGUCUUUGAUCCAGGAAUGUUUGCUGUACUAGUCGAUUAUCUCUUUUUAUGUUGAUUAAAUGUCAUAACCUUCCUGCUCAGCAGGAAGUUGUAAACGUUGGACUUUGACUUUGUGAUGCAAGAAUGUACUUGCCACUCAAAGCUAAGGAGGGGGCCGGGGUAGGUAUGCAGCAAGCAUGUUGGAUAACAGCGGUUCAGAAGACCAAGGUUUUGUUUGAAGUGGGGAGGGUAGGACAGGCCUGCGUCAUUGUGUCUUUACGACACGCUUAUCAGGAAGUGUGUUUGCCUAUCUGGACGCUCUCGGACAUUUCUCCCUAUUACGUGUGGACUUGCCGGAGCAGCCAGCUGGAUUACAGGCAGGGCUCCGAUGGAGUACAGUCAGACCACCGACGCGGGCUUGUAGCUUCACGACUCGUUCGACCCAUCCGGUCACUAUGGCGUCGGCGCUAACAGCAAUCUCGUGGCCCUGGAGGAGGCAGUGGCCCUUCGUGAGGGACAGCAGGCGGAGGAAGAGGAGGACUGUCGUCUCCUCGUUGACCGAUGACAAGGAGCUGAAGGAGGCGCUGCGUUCGUACGCCCAAAACCAGAUCUCCACCACCAAGUACACCGUGCUGUCCUUCGUCCCCCGGAACCUGUUUGAGCAGCUGCACCGAUUCGCCAACGUCUACUUCAUCUUCCUGGCAGCUCUGAACUUUGUGCCCGUGGUGAACGCCUUCCAGCCAGUCAUCGGGGUCAUUCCCAUUGUGGGGGUCCUGACCAUGACAGCGAUGAAGGACCUCUACGAAGACCUCCGCAGGCUAAAGUCCGACCGAGCCGUUAACAAUCUGCUGUGUGAGGUCUACAGCAGGUACCCAACAUGCUCCUAUACAUGUAAUAGUAUGUGGGAUCUACAGCAUGUACACAUUAUCCUGUAGUAUAUUAUAUUCUAUAGCGCGUAUCCUAUAGCUCUGUGUAAUGUGUAUACAGCAGCUAUACAAGAUGUCAUGUUAUUGUAUGGGAUCUAUAGCACAUAAGCCAUGCAUUAUUCUUCAGUAUUAUACACUUUAUUAGGUAGACCUGUACACCCGCUUGUUAGUGCAAAUAUUUAAUCUGGCAAUCAUGUGGCAGCAACUAAAUGCGGAAAAGCAUGCAGAAGUGGUCAAGAGGUUCAGCUGUUUUUCAGACCAAAUGUCAAAAUAAGGAAGAAAUGUGAUCUAAGUGAUUUUGAUUGUUGGUGGCAGACAGGAUGGUUUGAGUAUUUCAGAAACGGCUGAUCUCCUGGGAUCUUCACGCACAACAGUCUCUAAAGUUUGCACAGAAUGGAGCGAAAAACAAAAAACAUCCAGUGAGCAGCAGGCGUUGUUGUGGUUGGCCCCUGAUUCUGCCUGCCCACGUGUGAGCUCCCACCCCAAAGGAGGGGUCACAGGGUCGGGGACGUGCAUCUGAAUACACUGAAGUUACCCUCCCAUAUUCCCAAACUCCUCUGUGGUCGGUACCAACUAACCUGAUGGUUUCUGCUGUAUUAGCCUUCAGCUGUUUAUGUAGUGAUAUCGAUCGAUAUAUGAGGCCUAAAUGGCCUGUGCCACUGUCAUUACACCACCAGUUAUGGAUGUGUGUGAGGAUACUGCAGUUUCGUGCUGAAACAGGACUGUUUGGACAUUGGAAAUGUAAAUGGACUGCAAUUAAUGCCUCUCAUUCACCCACUCACACUCACACAACGGCGAAUGGCGAAAUCAGCUUGUUGGUAGCAAUUGUGGGUUAGGUGUCUUGCUCAGGGACACCCAGGGCAGGGGGUCAAACCGACUGCCAGACAACUGCGCUCACCUCCUGAGCUGAUG